CUACAGAUACAGCAGGUACCAGAGUCUCCCAUCCUUCCUCCUCCUGUACCAGAAGCUACAGAUACAGCAGGUACCAGAGUCUCCCAUCCUUCCUCCUCCUGUACCAGAAGCUACAGAUACAGCAGGUACCAGAGUCUCCCAUCCUUCCCUCCUCCUGUACCAGAAGCUACAGAUACAGCAGGUACCAGAGUCUCCCAUCCUUCCUCCUGUACCACAUGGCUAGCAAAGGGGUUGCAAUCGGCAUUGACCUGGGGACCACCUAUUCCUGCGUUGGGGUCUUCCAGCAUGGCAAGGUGGAGAUUAUCGCCAAUGACCAGGGGAACCGCACCACCCCCAGCUAUGUGGCCUUCACAGACACAGAGAGGCUGAUUGGCGAUGCUGCCAAGAACCAAGUGGCCCUCAACCCCCACAACACCGUCUUUGAUGCCAAAAGACUGAUCGGCAGGAAGUACGAUGAGCCGGUGGUGCAGUCAGACAUGAAGCACUGGCCCUUUAAAGUCAUCAGUGAUGGGGGGAAGCCCAAAGUCACGGUGGAGUACAAGGGGGAGGGGAAAUCCUUCUCCCCGGAGGAAAUCUCAUCCAUGGUGCUGACCAAGAUGAAGGAGACGGCAGAGGCCUAUUUGGGCUACAAAGUCACCAACGCCGUCAUCACCGUGCCAGCUUAGUUCAACGACUCCCAGCGACAGGCUACCAAGGAUGCCGGCGUUAUUGCUGGUUUGAACGUGCUGAGAAUCAUCAAUGAGCCCACGGCGGCCGCCAUUGCCUAUGGCCUGGAUAAGAGCGGCAGGGGAGAGCGCAAUAUCCUCAUCUUUGAUCUGGGAGGUGGCACCUUUGAUGUAUCCAUCCUCACCAUAGACGAUGGCAUCUUUGAAGUCAAAGCCACGGCCGGAGACACCCACCUUGGGGGAGAGGACUUCGACAACCGCAUGGUGAACCACUUUGUGGAAGAGUUCAAGCGCAAACACAAGAAAGACAUCUCCCCAAACAAAAGGGCCCUGAGGAGACUGAGGACAGCCUGUGAGAGAGCCAAGCGCACUCUCUCCUCCAGCACCCAGGCCAGUAUUGAAAUUGAUUCUCUCUUUGAAGGUAUAGACUUUUACACCUCAAUCACCAGGGCUCGCUUUGAGGAACUGUGCGCAGAUCUGUUCAGGGGCACCCUGGAACCUGUGGAGAAAGCCAUGAGGGAUGCCAAACUAGACAAGUCCCAGAUCCAUGAGAUCGUCCUGGUGGGAGGUUCAACUCGCAUUCCCAAAGUCCAGAAGCUGCUGCAAGAUUUCUUUAAUGGCAAAGAGCUGAACAAAAGCAUCAAUCCCGAUGAGGCAGUGGCCUAUGGGGCAGCAGUACAAGCUGCCAUCUUGAUGGGCGACAAGUCUGAGAAUGUUCAAGACCUGCUCUUGUUGGAUGUGGCUCCUCUGUCAUUGGGUCUGGAAACUGCAGGAGGUGUAAUGACUGUUCUUAUUAAGCGCAACACUACCAUUCCUACAAAGCAGACCCAGACCUUCACUACUUAUUCAGACAACCAGCCGGGGGUUCUGAUCCAGGUGUAUGAAGGAGAAAGAGCCAUGACCAAGGAUAACAACCUCCUGGGCAAGUUUGACCUGACUGGCAUCCCUCCAGCUCCCCGAGGUGUGCCCCAGAUAGAGGUAACCUUUGAUAUUGAUGCCAAUGGAAUCCUCAAUGUCUCUGCUGUUGACAAGAGCUCAGGGAAGCAGAACAAAAUCACCAUCACUAAUGACAAGGGCAGGCUGAGCAAGGAGGAGAUUGAGAGGAUGCUGCAGGAGGCAGACAAAUACAAAGCUGAUGAUGAACAACAGAGGGAGAAAAUUGCUGCUAAGAACUCCCUGGAAUCCUACGCAUUUAACAUGAAGAGCACAGUGGAGGAUAAUAAUAUUAAGGACAAAAUCAGUGACAAUGACAAGAAAUCCAUCCUGGACAAAUGCCAGGAGGUCAUCUCAUGGCUGGAGCAGAACCAACUCGCAGAAAAGGAGGAAUAUACCCACAAGCAGAAAGAGCUGGAAAAGCUGUGUAAUCCCAUUAUUACCAAACUGUACCAAGGUGGGAUGCCAGGGGGAAUGCCAGGGGGAAUGCCAGGGGCUGGCUGCACUGCUGAGCCCAAACAAGGGCCAACUAUUGAGGAAGUUGACUAAUUUAAUUUUUUCUCAUCAUACAUUUUUGGACAAUAUUAUCAGUGCGUGGGCAGCAUGCUUUGUCUUUGUUUACCAAAAUGUGCCAAACCGUAUUGAUGUCAAUGCUUAAAGUAAAUUCUAUUUGCACUUAAACACUUUAGUUUAAUAUGCGUUUAAUAUAUGUUUUGAAAAUAAAAGUGCUUUUUGUUUAUUA
Messenger RNA from Xenopus tropicalis (tropical clawed frog), 2340 nucleotides. RefSeq names its product heat shock protein family A (Hsp70) member 1B (gene hspa1b). Gene Ontology annotation, molecular function: ATP binding; ATP hydrolysis activity. NCBI's taxonomy places the organism in Eukaryota, Metazoa, Chordata, Amphibia, Anura, Pipidae. The record is from RefSeq and is a predicted model, not a curated record. The transcript has a single exon.